Messenger RNA from Ziziphus jujuba (common jujube), 1608 nucleotides. RefSeq names its product alcohol dehydrogenase 1. Gene Ontology annotation, cellular component: cytosol. Gene Ontology annotation, biological process: formaldehyde catabolic process. Gene Ontology annotation, molecular function: S-(hydroxymethyl)glutathione dehydrogenase [NAD(P)+] activity; zinc ion binding. The record is from RefSeq and is a predicted model, not a curated record. The coding region runs from base 122 to 1267 and encodes 381 amino acids. Lineage: Eukaryota; Viridiplantae; Streptophyta; Magnoliopsida; Rosales; Rhamnaceae. The transcript is spliced from 10 exons.
UUCUCAGUCUCACUAACUCACUCACCCUAUAAAUAGUGCAGCUCACAAGCCUAAUAUCCAUAUUCAACCCAUCGAUCUAUCUCAUACAAAAUAUUACUAUCAUCCAUCAUCAUCAUCAACCAUGUCUCAUAGCACAGCUGGGAAGGUCAUCAAGUGCAAAGCUGCGGUGGCUUGGGAAGCUGGGAAGCCACUGGUAAUCGAGGAAGUAGAAGUAGCACCACCACAGGCUAAUGAAGUCCGCAUGAAGAUCCUCUUCAAUGCCCUUUGCCAUACUGAUGUUUUUUACUGGGAAGCAAAGGGACAUACACCCUUGUUUCCUCGCAUACUUGGUCACGAGGCUGCAGGUGUCGUAGAGAGCGUCGGUGAGGGUGUAACCGAUCUUAAACCGGGUGAUCAUGUCCUGCCUGUGUUCACAGGGGAGUGCAAGGAGUGCCGCCACUGCAAGUCGAAGGAGAGCAACAUGUGUGAUCUCCUAAGAAUCAACACAGACAGAGGGGUGAUGCUCAGUGAUGGCAAAACAAGGUUCUCCAAAAAUGGACAGCCCAUUUACCAUUUUGUUGGGACAUCUACGUUUAGUGAAUACACUGUUGUCCACGUUGGAUGUGUUGUCAAGAUCAACCCUGCUGCCCCACUUGAUAUAGUCUGCAUCGUUAGCUGCGGAUUUUGCACAGGUUUUGGUGCCACUGUAAAUGUUGCAAAACCUCCAAAGGGUUGCACGGUUGCCAUUUUUGGAUUAGGUGCUGUUGGUCUUGCUGCUGCUGAAGGUGCAAGGGUUUCUGGGGCUUCCAGGAUUAUUGGUGUUGAUUUGAAUCCCAUUAAAUUUGAACAAGCCAAGAAGUUCGGUGUGACUGAAUUUUUGAAUCCAAAGGAUUAUGAUAAACCUAUUCAAGAGGUGAUUGCUGAGAUGACUGAUGGAGGAGUAGACCGAGCUGUGGAAUGUACAGGAAGUGUCCAGGCCAUGAUUUCUGCUUUUGAAUGUGUUCAUGAUGGUUGGGGUGUUGCAGUUCUAGUUGGUGUGCCAACUAAUGAUGCUGUAUUCAAAACACAUCCAUUAAAGUUCUUAACGGAAAGGACUCUCAAGGGAACUUUCUAUGGGAACUUUAAACCGCGUAGUGAUAUCCCUCAUGUUGUGGAGAGGUAUAUGAACAAGGAAUUGGAACUCGAAAAAUUUAUAACUCAUUCUGUAUCUUUCUCGGAUAUUAACAAAUCAUUCGAGCUUAUGGCGCAAGGGAAGUCUAUCAGAUGCCUCAUCCGCAUGGAAGACUAAAAGGUUUCAAACAUAUAUAUACUACGGAUGCAAUCUAAAUAUAGCUUUUUUGUGGUGUGUGUAUGUAUCUAUAUAAACGAGAAUAAAGUUUUGUGGCUCGUAUAUAUAUAUAUAUAUAUAAACGAGAAUGAAGUUUUGUGGCGUGUGUGUAUAUCUAUAUAAACGAGAAUAAAGUUUACCACCCUUCGUGUCUCAGGAGGGGAAACAAUUGUGUAAUGAACGGUUAUGGAGUUUUAAGCAUUGUGUAUAGUAUUAGUUAUGCACCUUUAUGAUAUUUUCAUGUUGAAGGAAAUGUUUGUAAGAUGUUUAUGAAGUUAUAAAACAGACUCUUAAAUUUAGCA